AUGGGUGGUUCGACUGCUCUCGAUACCCUUGCUUCGACCGCUUUCACUGGCCGCGACAAGCACUAUACAGGCAUCCUCUUACAAAGAGCCACGAUUGUUCUCACAUUGUUCUUCAUUCCGGUAGCACUUAUCUGGGUGUAUGUCGAGCCUCUAUUUGUCGCUCUUGGUCAAGAUAAAUCACUUUCGCAAGAUUCGGCUAGGUUCCUGACGCAUCUGAUUCCUGGUGGUCUUGGAUACAUCUACUUCGAAAUACUCAAGAAGUACUUGCAAGCCCAAGGAAUCGUGCAGCCAACAACCUACGUCCUCCUGGUUACCGCUCCCAUUAGCGCUGGUCUGAACUACUGGUUUAUCAAGUUUUCAGGCUUUGGUGUGAUGGGAGCUCCUUUGGCAACUGGCGUUGGGUAUUGGCUGUCUUUCUUUGGCCUUCUCGCUUACGCAUGCUUCGUCGAGGGAUUCGAGUGCUGGAACGGUUGGGAUAGGCGUUGUCUUGAGAAUCUGCCAGCCUUUGCCCUCCUUGCUUUCCUCGGAUUUGUCCAUUUGGGCACGGAGUUCUGGGCAUUCGAGAUUGUUGCUCUCGUUGCCGGGCGCCUUGGCCCGCUGCCGCUGGCUUCCCAAAGCGUUCUCAUGACCGCAGAUCAAGUACUCGUUACCAUACCGUUUGGCAUUGGCGUGGCGACAAGUAUGAGAGUUGGUGGGCUGCUUGGCCUCAGAGACAAAACCGCUGCCAUCAGAUCCGUCAAAGUCGCGAUAUUCUUGACUCUAUCGGUGGCUACUUCCGUCAUGAUUUUGUUGAUUGUCAGCAGAUCUCGAUUUGCUGCUAUCUUCACACCUGAUGAGACAGUGAUAUCAUACACAGCAAGGGUACUGCCAUGGGUGGCUUUGUUUCAAAUAUUCGAUGGGCUCAACGGGAGCUGUGGAGGGUCACUUCGUGGGAUGGGAAAACAGAACGUUGGCGCCAGUAUCAACGCUCUCGCAUACUACGUUGUCGCGCUGCCGCUUGGUACUUGGAUGGCCUUUUCAGGAUGGGAACUUUCGGGACUCUGGAUAGGACAGACUAUAGGCAUGAUUCUAGUCGCAGGCUUGGAGCUUGCUGCGAUUCAUUCUAGCAACUGGGAUGAUGAGAUCAAGAAAGCAUUCCAGAGGAUAGGUGCCUAUAACAUUGCUGACUUACUGAAGGACAACUCUGCCUUUGCGGGUAUCACAACCUAUGGGCUGUUGCCUCACUUCCCUUGCCUUAAGGAUGAGUCUGUUGCUUUCGACAUUGCCACUGUCGGAAUCCCUUUCGAUAGCGGUGUUACCUAUCGACCAGGAGCUCGAUUUGGCCCUUCGGCAAUUAGACAAGCCUCUCGGCACCUGACUUUGGCAGGAGGCUACAAUGUAGCUCAGCGCGUGAAUCCUCUCAAAUUCUGGGGACGGGCCCUCGAUUGCGGCGAUAUUCAAGCUUCACCCCAUGACAAAGAAAUUGCAAUGGAAGAUAUUGAAAAGGGGUACACGAGCCUCCUCCAACGCCCGGCCUACACGAGAUCGACAGCUGCUGGACCGAAACCUCUUAAAACGAUCCCUCGACUUCUUACACUGGGCGGUGAUCAUACAAUUCUUCUGCCUAUUCUGCGAAGCAUUCACAAAGUUUACGGACCCGUCAGCGUCAUUCACUUCGAUUCCCAUCUGGACUCGUGGAACCCAACGGCAGGGGCGCCUUCAGAUGCUGCACAGAUCACACAUGGCAGUUUUUUCUACUGGGCAAACCAGGAGGGGCUGAUUUCCAAUUCGAGCAAUAUGCAUGCUGGCCUUCGUACGACUCUGUCAGGACUUGGAGACUAUGAUGAGGACGAGCUGUGUGGUUUUGCGCGUAUUGAGGCUCGCGAGAUUGACGAUAUCGGCACACGCGGUAUCAUCAAGAAGAUCACCGAGCGUGUCGGUACGAACAGGCCGGUUUAUUUGUCCAUUGAUAUUGACACACUCGACCCUGCCUUUGCUCCAGCGACGGGCACUCCCGAGACUGGAGGUUGGUCGACUCGGGAGCUUCGCGCAAUCAUUCGAGGGCUCUCUGACAUCAACAUCAUUGGUGCGGAUGUCGUUGAAGUGUCUCCAGUGUAUGACACAAAUGCUGAGGUCACAUCGCUUGCGGCCGCAGAUUUGGUCUAUGAGAUCAUGAGCAUCUUUGUGAGGAAAGGUCCGAUGACAAUGGCUGAUGAGUAA
Colletotrichum siamense is the source of this 2199-nucleotide messenger RNA. RefSeq names its product putative agmatinase 1. Gene Ontology annotation, cellular component: membrane. The transcript is spliced from 6 exons. NCBI's taxonomy places the organism in Eukaryota, Fungi, Ascomycota, Sordariomycetes, Glomerellales, Glomerellaceae. Gene Ontology annotation, biological process: xenobiotic detoxification by transmembrane export across the plasma membrane. The record is from RefSeq and is a predicted model, not a curated record. Gene Ontology annotation, molecular function: agmatinase activity; metal ion binding; xenobiotic transmembrane transporter activity. The coding region runs from base 1 to 2199 and encodes 732 amino acids.